GAGAAGGAAGGUCGUGUCUCUCUCUCUCUCUCUCAGAGCAUCGUUAACCCCGAGAACUGACGAUAUAUCGCGCGUAUAACCGCUAGAUCAUAUACCCGGGUAUAUUACAUCCUAUACGCCCUGACCCUACGCAGAUGGUGUUCGAAUAACUAGGAUGGUGUUCGAAUAACAAGAAUGUUCUGGAAUCACUGUAAACCGCAUUACGUGAAGGGCCUUGUUGUGGAGCGGGUUAGCGGGUGACCCGUCGUCGGCGAUGUGAAGAUGAAGGUAGCCCCCGCCCCGGCCGGGGACCCGCGUCCCGUAGCUGCGCCGGGCCCGUCGAGUCGAUCUGAGAUCGACCUGGGGGAUGGGGCGCCGCUCCCCUCCAACGCCACAACUGACGCUACCCCCAACAGUGGCCGCGAGGAUGGUGGGAGGUGGGCGGCGGCUGUUCUGCUUUUAACACAUGUUGUAGAGCUGGCUGCCAUGGUGGCUGCCAUUCUCUCCCAUGCCCUCCCUCUUCACCAGCUGCCUGAGCCCACAUAUACACCACCCGAGCUCAGUCUUUUGCCUGGGAAUACCUCCGAAGUCACUCCAGAGUCCGGGCAGGAGAGUAGGGUGGGUGUGUGGGGGCAUGUGUGUCUGCCUCUUCAGCUAGCGGUGGCCAUUGCUCCUUUGGUAGUGAUCACAGCCAUAUCUCUGGUAUGGGCGGUGAGGGCACAGGACUUCUCCGGCAGGAGGACGGCGAGGAUGUUGUGUUGGCUCCUGCAUUGCUUGCAAGCCUCUAUCUUAUGGCGAUUCCUCAAGGUGCACCUCGCCUUUGAUCCCAGCGAUGUUGCAGAGUUGGGGACACUGCGCUUUGUGCAAGUGCAUGUGCACACGUUGCCCUUCUUGGUGCUACAUGUGACCAUUAUGGUGAAGGACAGCGAUGGAUUUGCGUUGGUGAGUGUCAUAGUGGCAGCUGCCAUGGUUGUGUCAAUCGUGGUGACGAUAGUUGUUGCCACCACGGCCAGUCACAGUUCCCGCCCUUCCUCCCUCACUCCGCCCACCAUCACGCAAGUGGCACAUACCCCCAUCCACGGGGCGGCCACAGACACCAGUCAUGAGUCUCAUGAUGUGGCUGUGCGGGGUGUGGUGGCAGUGACUACGUCCUGUGUCGUGUGGAGCCGAGUGGCAGCGGUGGCGGCGCUCUUCUGCCUUCACGUCACUUGGGCAUGUGUCUUGGUGGCUCUUCACUGGCUGGCGGCGCUCCUCUGGCUCAGUCUCCAGCAGGAGUUAGAACCCACCACGCUGGGUCCAGUUCGCAAGGCUCUCCGUCGAGCUUUCCUCGCCUAUCUCCUGCUAUGGGAUUUUCAUGUGUUUCGAGAUGAUGCCUCCGCCAUGACAGUGUGCGCCCGUCCUAGACUUCCCGCCGCGUACUACUCGAUCACCGCGCUCCAGAAUGUAGCGGUUACCGCUACUUGGUACACUACCAGCAGAGCCGUGCAACCUGCAGCCCGUAUUGCCAUUCUCUCCUCCAUGCUGGCUGCUCAAGCUGUGGCUCUGUUACUCUUGGCAUUAUCAUACCUCUACUGCUCUUCGCUCCUGCCCUCUUGGCCUCGUAACAAGACCUCCGCCCUCACCAGGACGGCCUCACUAGUCACCCCCUGUGUCAAGCCUCAAGCCCCACCCUCUACUGACACCCACGAUCGCAACAGCUACGUGGACUUUAAGGAAGUCGAAGGCGAGGAGUUCGAGGUUAAUAAGGAUACUAGAGACGAAGAGCAUUCUACCAGAGAGGUAGUUACACCCCAAAAAGCAAUACCACCCAUGGCCCACUCGACACCUCGCACGCCCAUACCACUUGCUCCUCGUCUCAUGACAGCUCAUCUCCCACCUACCAUGUUCAGCUUCUCCCAUGACAUCCUGCCACUGCGAUUGGCCAAAUCCGAGCGUUCCUCCACUGACAACGGCUCCUUUAAUUCACGUAACACAAAUACGCUGCCAACACAGUUGCCACCAGAGUAUAACCUCCGCAGAGCUCAUGGAUCCUUCUCCGAUAGCUUCAGCUCACUAUCCUGUGGCACCAUCAGUCGUACCAACGCUACAGUGAGAACCGUAGUGACCCAUGACCCCAGAGCUCAACGAACUCCGCCUCCCUUCGCUAAACAGACAUUUGCUUCGCAUUCGUCUUGCAGGAGCGGAUAUUGCCACUGUAAACUGUUUGAUGGUAUUGAAGGCUCUUGUGAUGCGAAUGAAGAAGAGGAAGAUAGGGAAAAUUAUAACAAAUAUCGAAAGAAAGCUGCCAGUGAAAGGGAUAGUAGAAAGGAAGGCGUCGGUGUGAUAACUAAUGAUCACCCGGUGCAAGGUGGGACUAACAGCGUCGGCUUGCUGCCUGGUUCAUCCGAACUUGUAGCAACUACGUGUGAUUCAGCCCCUCGGGUGGCCAUGGUGCGAGGUAUUCAGAGGUUCAGAGUAGUGUGUGCAGCUUGCCUGCAUGCCCAUGACCCACUGCUCACGCGCUGCCAUGCCCAUGCCAGCCAACCUGAGGCACUCUUCACACUGUGCCAUGCCCAUACCUUGCCAUCCGAGGCACCACUUUCCCCUAGCUGUCAUGGAGUGCCACUGGUGCAAUGUUCCACAGCCACGUUCAGUCGUUCUUGUGUAGGCUUGGGUGGCGGAUCUAGUACAGAUUAUCCAUCUGAUACGGAAGUCACAGCCACCGCUGAUACCUUGAGUUCCGCUUCGGCUGACUCGCAUUCUACCUACACCACCUGGCCUGUGGCUCGUGGACCAGGCAUGGCACGCCUUCUCCAGCUUCACCCAGGCUCGCAUGACUAUGUGACGGCAUGGCUUCGUCACCAGCAAGCCCGAGGACCUCGUUUACCUCCUGCGCCUCCUCAGGCAGUCCACCAUUCCUCCCACUCCACCAGUCCCGAGUUAAUGGUCCAUCAACACCGCCGUCCUCGCAUCCACUUGCCUCGUCCUUCGCGCCAAAAGGACCCCGCGCUGCCUCACCUUCUUCAGGACCUGGAGACCGUAGUGUAAGAACUCCACGUGUCUUUUCUGCACCUGUGUGUGGCGCCCAAAAUGUGUUUCAAUGAGGGAGUGUGUGUUUAAAUGUAUAUGUGUGUGCCAAACUUGCUGUAUGUCAAGGGAUCAUGAUACAUGUAUUGCAAUACACGAGUCUGACUUCCGCCUUCAUUUUUAGUACGAUUGUAGUACUAAAUUCUCAUUCUCAGCUGCAAGGUCAGCUACAUUACAGUCUCAGGGGUGGUGACGGGUGGGAGUCAGCUGGGCUCCAAGGCUCACAGGGACCUCAGCCCGCCCAUUUCUAAGACACCCGCACCCACAGCCAGGUGGUGGGUGGGUGGGGGGGGAGGGGUGGUGCGUGCUGGGCCUUCUGCCUACUAUAUAAGUCAUGUAUAUAGGCCCUGUGUGGCGCCAUUAAUGACAGAUGUAUGCUAAGUCCUUUAUAACUCUUUUAUAUUAUAUUUUAAGAUAAAAUACUUUUGGAC
Messenger RNA from Procambarus clarkii (red swamp crayfish), 3476 nucleotides. RefSeq lists its product as uncharacterized. Lineage: Eukaryota; Metazoa; Arthropoda; Malacostraca; Decapoda; Cambaridae. Gene Ontology annotation, biological process: apoptotic process involved in development; phosphatidylserine exposure on apoptotic cell surface; engulfment of apoptotic cell. Gene Ontology annotation, cellular component: plasma membrane. The record is from RefSeq and is a predicted model, not a curated record.